This is a messenger RNA of Cladocopium goreaui, 1770 nucleotides long. The record is from the annotation of a GenBank genome assembly. NCBI's taxonomy places the organism in Eukaryota, Dinophyceae, Suessiales, Symbiodiniaceae.
AUGGCGGCUGGGCGCUACGGUCCGCAGGAGGUGCAGCAGCUUGCUCUGGAGACCAUGGACUCCGAUGCUUGGGAGGCCAAGCAGGGUGGCCUCCAGGCCGCCGCGGAAGCGAUCAAGGUUUGGGAUCAGCCCGAUUUCAGAGCCCAUGUCCUCGAGAAGGUCCCUGGUCUUCUUUUGGAUCCCGAGUAUCGGGUUCGAAAGGCGGUGUCUGCAGUACUCCGGGAAUGCUGUCAACGAGACGGUUUGCCGAUCUAUGACAAGAUGGGGAAGAUCGUUUUGGAUGACAUCAGGGACAAGUUCAAGCGACCAGAAGAGGAGCCAAAAGAGCAGCGACUGCAGGAGCUUCAAGGAAGUGCCACAGGCUAUCCAGAAGCCGCAGCACCGGUGUUUCUGCAUGACACCGAAGGCUGGCGCUCUUUGGAGACGUCCAUGGGAGCAUUGGAGGCGAUGAUGCAGGGGUGUGGUGAAGCCUUCACGCCACGCAUCGAUGAGGCGAUGUUGGACUUGAUGCAAGAAUGCUCAAGGCAUACCAAUCGAUUCGUGCGAGAAUACACCUACUUCGCGCUGAAGAAUGUCUAUGACGUCUGUGACCAUGAUGCCUUCUUGGCUCUGGUUGCACCAAAGACCGUGAAGGUCUUGGCCAACGGCAUCAAGGACAACUGGAGCCAGGUGCGUUAUGCGGCCUCAGUGGCGGCCAGGGCCUUCAAUGACAAGGCGGGGGAUGAGAAGGAAAAGUUCUACCCGCAGCUCCUGGGGCUAAUGUGCCUGAACCGCCACUACGUGGCCGAAGGCGUGCGGCUCUUUUCACAGGACACCUGGCGACGUGUCUGCGGACCGCUGGGGGGCGCCAGGCUGUUGGUGGCGCACUUUGAUAGUGUGUUGGAUGCUUAUGUGGAUGCCGCGCGUGCGCCCAACCACGCGGUGCGCGAGGCGGCCAGCAACUGCAUUUCGGAACUGGCGGCUCGUGUAGCAGGUUCACCUUCCGCGCCCACCCCCUUCCGUGAGCAUUUCACUUCUGCGCGCGUGCAACGCAUGUUGAAGGCCUUGCUGGAUGCCUUCAGGGAUGAAUCUUGGCCAGUGCGAGACGUGGCCAGUACGGCCUUGGGCCAUUUCGUUCAGGCGUUUCCAGAGGAAUGCCGAGGCAUUCUGCCGGAGUUGUUGGAACUUUGGUUCGACCAAAUGGCUGACAACAUUCCAUCGCUAAGACGGAACGGUGCAGCUGCAUUGGCUUCGGCUAUGAAGGUCUGGCCGGAACUCUGGUCACAGGUGGUACCGCGCAUGCAGAAAACACUGCCGGAGGUCAUGAUGCAGCCGGAACAUUCCGAGAUUUUCACGGACUACACCCCUUCGGGGCCCUUUUCGGUGCCCAAGUCGAAAUCCACGGCCGUCGGAGAGAAAUCCGAUCCUGCAUUUACUGAUAAGGUCAUGUACAGUUGUGGCUCUUCAGCCCCGAAGACCUUCAAGCAGAGAAGGGCCCGAGACAGCGGCUGUAUGAAUUGCAACGUGGAAGCACCCCACCAGCUCUGGGAGGCCUCUGAGGGCAUGGUCCAUCUCUUGACCGAGCUGAUACUCUUAGAUCCCAGUCGUCUGCCCAUCGAUCAGCUGAUGCCCACGCUGGGGGAGGCCUAUGCGUGCUCACAAUAUCGUCAUCAUCAUCUGCUGAAGCAACGCGUUUGCGAACGGCUUCCUGAGCUUUCUAAGGCGCUGGGAAAGGAUCUGCUGCCCCACAUGCCGCAGUUGCUGAAGACGACUGCCACCUGCGCCCAGCAG